Cucurbita maxima (winter squash) is the source of this 1195-nucleotide messenger RNA. Its product is annotated as mediator of RNA polymerase II transcription subunit 15a-like. Gene Ontology annotation, molecular function: chromatin DNA binding; transcription coactivator activity. NCBI's taxonomy places the organism in Eukaryota, Viridiplantae, Streptophyta, Magnoliopsida, Cucurbitales, Cucurbitaceae. The record is from RefSeq and is a predicted model, not a curated record. The coding region runs from base 83 to 1114 and encodes 343 amino acids. The transcript has 6 exons.
AAUCGAGCGAGAAUUUAAGUCCUCGUGGAUAAAGCAGAAUCAGAAGUCAACAGAAAAUAUCCAGGCAAUUCGUAGAUCAGGAAUGUAUUUGGAGAAUCAUUUCAACUCGAAAUUCUUUCCUCAAACUCAUGAGGCUUCACGGCUUUCUCAGAUUGCAGAGCGAGCACUUCCCAAAAUUGCUUGCAAUUCAUUGUAUGGAAGAGCUUCUCCCACCUCUCCUUCAACAGAUGGGCUUGGAAAAAUUUCUUCAAAUGUUUCCUCCCUUUGGAGCCCAAUCUCUCAAUUCUCUCGAGAAACUACUCGUUUUGGAAACAAUGGACAAUUGUCAACAACAACUCAGCCUCAUAAUCGCUUGCUUAAAGCAGUUGAGUCAAUAUCAAAUGAAGCAUUAAGAGCAGCUAUACUAGAAAUAAGUUCAGUUACGAAUAUGGAAGACAGAAUAACAGAACCGUGGUUUUGCGAAAAGGAAACACAUUUAAGCCUGCAAGAUGGGGGCGGUUUCUCAAAGAAUAUGAAGCGAAAAAUGAAUGCAACAACCUUAAAUGACAUGCCAUCGCCUUGCAGUGAUAUUGUUGGGUCUGAACCAACAGUUACAUCAAUAAGCAAGAAGCUCAAGAAACUGUCUGAUAAUGCCCUAUUGGAAGAAAUGAGAAACAUAAACAGACAUUUCAUUGAAACGGUCUUAGAGUUAGAUACGGACGAGAAUGUCAAUAGGCGAUUGGCCAAUGCGGGUACCGUUCUUCGAUGUUCAUAUAGAGGUGCAACCGAAGGCAAGAAUUCAGUGUUCCAUUCUGAAAACAACACACUAAAGUUGCCAGUGCUUUCAGUGAAGCUGCUUGUGCCCCUGGAUUAUCCAGAAGAUUACCCUGUAUUCCUAAGCAAAUUGAACACAGACUGCGGUACUGAGGAUGGAGAAUUUAGAGACAUGUGGAGCAAAGCGACGUCCCUGCUAAGUGCAUUCCUCCGCACCUCUCCUGUCUACUUGUCUCUUGAAGAGUGUGCAAAGGCAUGGGAUGAAUGUGCUCGCGCUGUGGUAUGUGAUUAUGCACAACGUGCUGGCGGAGGAUGCUUCAGCUCUCGAUAUGGGAGUUGGGAGGACUGCGCCGCUACCUGACCUCCCUUUACUUUGAACAGAAUUCAGCUGAACAUACUAUUUUGAACAUAAUAUACCACUAGAUUCUAAGAUUCGCAUAUC